This is a messenger RNA of Brassica napus (rape), 1762 nucleotides long. RefSeq lists its product as uncharacterized. The coding region runs from base 1114 to 1725 and encodes 203 amino acids. The transcript is spliced from 2 exons. Lineage: Eukaryota; Viridiplantae; Streptophyta; Magnoliopsida; Brassicales; Brassicaceae. The record is from RefSeq and is a predicted model, not a curated record.
UCUAAACAAGAAAUGAAGAAAAUAAAUAAUAUGCUUACUCAUGCUUAUGAGUAUCACGUGGCCAACUUGGAAGCAAAUGACUUACCUGAGUCAUUGUCUUGGAAACGUGGCCAAAGAUGGGAGGGGGAGUGUGUGAUACUUGUCACCACCUCAUAGAUCUUGUUUAACUAUAAAAGGAAGGUCAACCUCUUCCAUUUCCACACUUACGUGACCAAGAGAGAAGAGAGGAGAGCAAGAAGAGAAAAGAAAUAAAGAGAAGAAAGAAAAGAAGAAAAAAAUAGAAAAAGAAAAUAAAUAAUUUAAGGAGCUGUUUAGAGAGUUGCUUGGAGAAGCAAGACGUGUUACAAGAUUGCGGGAUUAACGGUACAAAAUCAAGACGAAGAUUUGGAGGGAAUAAAAAGAGUUUGGUCGACUUCCGGAAUCAGAAAGUUGAGCCACAUCGGUUAAUCACUGUGACCAGUAGAGAGGAUCGUAGCACUCGCGGAACUGUAGGAGCUGGUGUAGAUUGAUAAUCUUUUGCUAAAGACUCGUUUUCAAGAUAUAUGAAUGUAUGUUUUACUUUCGACUGCGUCCAUGGACCCUAUGUAUAAUAUUUUGGUUUUGUGAACUUCAUGUUUUAUAUAUAUGAAAUAAAGUAUGUUUUAUAUUCUUGACGUGUUGAAUCUGAUAUUAGGUUAGUCCAAUCUAACACAACUCUAUUACUCGGUACGGGUUGCAAAGCCUCACGCCGAAGAUUAGAGGAAACGAGUUUUGAAUGGAUAUUCUGGGUUACAGAAUUAUGUUUUGUGGCUUGGAAAGUCUAUUCUAAACCCGUUGUGACACUUCCGGACUUGGCAGAGGAAGGUCGUUCGAGCAUGUUCUUGUUUGAUUGUUGCCCGCCUGACUGACCGAUGUCUAAAACCAGUUCGGGGGUGUUACAGAGGUGGUAUCAGAGCAUGGUUUAGAUCAUGCGGUCAAGCACAUACUUUCCAUGUUUUAUCGAGUCAAAUGUGUCGCAAAAGAUGUAUUAGGAAACCAGCAGAGUUCCGCUCUAAUUAGUAUUCUAAAUAGGAAUUCCCUGUUUGUGGAUUGCAGAUGGCAUGGCGGGGAAGGAGUGAUGGGGGACAAGAUUAGAUGCUGGGUAUAGACAGAGUCUCAAGAAGAAGAGGAUUAGGAUAUGAAUCCGAGGGAAGGGUGCAAACACUGGCGCAUACCAACCAAGGAUCCAGUGAAGAAAACGCAAGAAGAAACAACAAUCUGUUUGGACAUAAUCAAGAGAUACCACCAGAAGAAAACUUUCAACCAAACCGUACUGUAAGGGGAAGACCAGAAAUAGAUGAUAGCGAGUCAAGUGUCCAAGGACCAAGACCAAUAAGGCGGAACAACCCGAUUGAACCAGAAGUUCAUGAUCAACCACAACAAGGAGUAGGAAUGGAGCACACUUUGAAGAUGCUUCAUGACGUGAUAGCGAGGUCCCUACAACAACCUCAAGUGCAACCACUACCAGUCAUGCCACCACAACCUACAGUGGCUACACCAAUGUUACCGUUGAUAACUGCCAUGAAGAAUAUGAAGACACCCCAUUUUGAAGGAGGGACAGAUCCAUUUGAAGCCGACCAAUGGCUUCGAACCGUUGAGAAAAACUUUGAGACGCUGACGUGUUCCGAGGAGUCUAAGAAAAAGAUGGCGGUGUAUUAUGAUAAUAGGGUUUUUGCCUAUUGCAAAUGUUGUAGUAUAGUGGGGUGAAUGUCGAACCAGUCCUAGUGAUGUGAAUCAGUGAGAA